GAGGUACUGGGGAUUGAACCCAGGACCUCAUGUAUGCUAAGCUGUGCUCUACCACCUAAAACAAUCUUUUUAAAACCAAAAUCUAACCUAAAAUUAUUGAUUCUAUUGUUAGUAUUAAAAGAUGGAAAUUCAACUUUAUGCAAGUGGACUUUAUUCCAGCACUUCCCUGACGCCCAGUAAAACUGUAAUGUCCCUGUGAAAUCUGCUGUGACUACAUUAUUACAGUCAAAGGUAAAAGGUAAUGGCAGUUUAAUAAAGGAGCUGGAUGCACUCCUAUUCAGAAAGAGGGCGUGUGUUGGUGUGGGACCUGUUGGUGUGUAAUACUUUAUUCUUCUUAAGUUCCAUGAAAAAAAACCCAGCUAAGUACAGAUGCACUUUACUCAGUAUAUUUAAAGUUCUAAGGAAAAUAUAUAAGUUGACUAUGUUUUAAAUGUGUUAGGGGAAUUUCUCAUUAAAGGAAUCUUAUAGUGAAUUUUUAAGAGCAAAUGAUUCCUUUUUCAUCUUUAUUUUCAGUUUUGCCCCUGGCAUACAGGUAGCAUUUAAGAAAGCUAUGCCUGUGAGGUUGCAUGGUCAUUAACUGGUUUGUAAUUUCUCCCACACAUAUUUGAAUAUUGUGGUGUUUCAGUGUUUCCUAAACUUCAUAUUUGCAUGCCCCUUCACAAUCUUCAUUAUAUCUAUGUUCCACCUGUGUUGCUGUUUACUCACUAUUCUUCUUCAAGUCAAUCCACAUUUUUUGCUCAAAUUUGUUUGCUUUUAAAAGAGACUUUGCAUCACUACUCUAAAUGUGAAAACAGAAUAAUUCACAAUAAAUGGACAUUAACAGUAAAAUAUUAUUAGAUUCUAGCCAGAUACUAUUGCUUGUUGAAGACUUCCAUCUGAGGAGGAUUAGAAAGCAUUCUGGUAGCGUGGAAAACACAGUCUUACCAGACUAAAGAUAUGUCUUUGUAAUCACAAGGACUGAAAGAGGAUUGAAAGGAAAUAACUUUCUCUCAAGACUAAAGAGGAAAUGAUGGACAAUAGAAGCUACUCCAAUCUGCCAGACAGACUGCCUGUCUUCACUGAUUCUGCCCACCUGCCCCUGGCCAGGUCCUUCUAUCUGGACCCCAUGGUCAUGUUCCACCUGUACCCUGAGGGCCCAGUGCCGUCCCCUUUCUCUGAAGACCUGCCAUUGCUGCCUUUUUCCAGUGACUCCCUGAUCGUGGAAAAUUACGGUGAACCCUGUGCCUUCUCCUUCCCAGUGCCUUAUCCAAAUUACAGAAGGUGCGAUUAUUCCUAUGGGCCGGCCUUUAUCCGGAAAAGGAAUGAGCGGGAAAGGCAGCGGGUGAAAUGUGUCAAUGAAGGCUACGCCCAGCUCCGACAUCACCUGCCAGAGGAGUACUUGGAGAAGCGACUCAGCAAAGUGGAAACCCUCAGAGCCGCGAUCAAGUACAUCCAUUACCUGCAGUCCCUCCUCUGCCCUGAUGAGGCUGAGACGAAGAAUAACCCCAGGAAAGUUUCCUCCAUGAUGGCAACCACCAGCCACCACACUGAUCCCAUUUUUAGAAUCAUUUGAUUCUGUGUUUCCAAACGGAAACAGUUUCACAAAAUGUGGUCCCUUACAUCAUUAAUAGUUUUCCUAAUGUCUUCUGUGUGGGCAGAUAAUAGUUCAAAUGCUAAGCUAUGCUGCAUAUUUCUUACCUGGCUCUCAGAUGUACUAUACAUUAUCUGAUGUAGAUUGAGAAAAUGCUUUUUAAGUUUUGGUGAUUUCUUUAAAGAACUUUAGAGGAGCAGGAGCCCCAAAUCUCUAUACCUCUAACCUUGCUCUUCUCACACAGAAUCUCAGCUGUGAGAAACUCUCACAAAAGUUAUGUAAAGUACGACCGAUGACUAUUCACUGCGUGUAAUGCACUUUGCAAACACUUCUUAUUAAGCAAUCACAAUGAACCUCCCUU
Molecule: messenger RNA, 1931 nt
Organism: Vicugna pacos (alpaca)
Lineage: Eukaryota; Metazoa; Chordata; Mammalia; Artiodactyla; Camelidae
Source: RefSeq, a predicted model, not a curated record